Messenger RNA from Scatophagus argus, 2228 nucleotides. RefSeq lists its product as uncharacterized. The coding region runs from base 86 to 868 and encodes 260 amino acids. The transcript is spliced from 6 exons. The record is from RefSeq and is a predicted model, not a curated record. NCBI's taxonomy places the organism in Eukaryota, Metazoa, Chordata, Actinopteri, Scatophagidae.
UGUGGGGAUUUCUGCCACUCGUGUGCUUUCCUUGUUCAGUCGUGUACUGCCGAAGAGAAGCGCAUGAUGCCUGUUUAACUCUGUGAUGGAAGUACAAGAGAGAAUCAUUUUCCUUUUGAUCGUGAUAGUCUCAUCUGGUGCUGAGGAAGUGAAGAACUUGACAGGCACAGAGGGAGGGUCCAUCACUCUACCUGACUCUGUGAUGGAGCAGGGAUUUCUCUCCUUUGGAGGAACAAUUGUUGCUAUGGUGACUGAGAGGAAGUGCCAGACUUUUGUUCACAAGAAUAAAGUUCUCUGGAACAACAACACUGGACUCUUUACAAUCACAAGACUACAGAGGAGCGACUCAGGGAUUUAUCAUAUUGACAGUAAAACAGGAAAAUUUUUCACUAGAACUUAUAGAAUCACAGUGUAUGAGGCUGUCCCAACUCCUGCAGUGAUCACACUGAAUGUGAGUGCUGAGAGCUGCACCUUGCUGUGCUUUGUGGAGAAAGCUGAAGAGACGACUCUGUUGUGGUACAGAGACGAGGACAAAGUGAAUCAGAGCAGCGUCGCUCUCUCUCUGCCUCUCACUGUACACCAACAGGAUUUCAGCUCCUCUUAUAGAUGUGUGGCUGCAAACCCUGCUGAACAGAAGACUCUUCUAGUCAAUGUUGUGAUAUCCUGUGGUGGACAGAACAAAACGGACACCAGCCAAAGCCAUAUGGCCAAAGUUGUAAUCCCCAUCGUGACCACUUUAGUUGUUAUAUUAGUUGUUAUUGUUGUUGCCUUUGUCUUCAAGUGUUUGAACAAAAGCAAGAGACCCACCAAUCAAACACAAGGCAGAGGAGCAGACGGCACUGAGCAGAGACGACGUACAGUAUACUGACAUACUUGUAUCAGAAGACAGACACAACCAGACAGAUCCAUCAGGACCUGCUGACCACUCCAAUCUCAGAACAGUUUAUGAUAAACUGGAGGUUCAUCGCAUGGCUCCCAUCACCAGUGAUCAUUGUUAGGAAAAGAAGAACAGGAGCUGAUAGUACUCUGCAUUAUUUUGAAAGACAUUAUGAGCGCUCAUACCAUUUUAUGUGAUUUCUUGCCUCAAUACAUCGCAGCUUAUAGAGAUUCAAUCCAUCCAUUCAUUUUCUAUUCCCGCUUAUUCAUGCAGGGUAGCUUGUCCAUACACCCUAUCCCUGCUGACUACAGGAUUGGUUGCCAGUUAACCACAGAGCAGACACACAGACAGCUAUACACAUUUGCACCCACCACUCACACCUAUGUUUAUUGAACCUAUGUGUAUCUUUUUGUGACUGUAGGAGGAAGCCGGAAUUCCCGGAGAAAAUCCCCACAGGCACUGGGGGAACAUGGAAAAUCCCCACAGAAGGGCCCAGACUGGGACUCGAACCCCUUUUGCUGUGAGGUGACAGUGCUAACCACUGCACCACUGCUCUACUUAUACAAAUUAAUUAAACUAAUUCAAUUUUCUUCUAAAAUUACUUUUCUUAUGUUCAGGAAAAGAAAAAAAAUUUUUUUCAAUAAAUUAUUAGAUUGUUAGAUUCUGCCAGGUUAACUAAGUAAGGUUAACUGCUGGAACCUCCUUUUGGCACAAUAUAACAGCGAAAGUGGAAUUAACAGAGUGACCUCACAUAUUUGAAUAAAGAUCAGAAACAAGCCCCAGGAAGGAAUAUGUUUUCAAUUACGUUAUGGAAAAACAACCUUUGUGUACUGUAACUCUACCUUUGUGGUGUUAUACUCUUUGUCACUAUUCAAAGUACAGAGGCAGCUGGUGUGUGAUAGCCCACAAGCAGGUGCAGCAGAUACUGAGUAAACAAAGAUUUCAUUCAGGGGAAGAGGAAGAGGAAGACAAUAGACAAUAGGUUUCAUAGUUAUAAAACACACCUACAGGGAAGUAGCAUGCAUUACAGGUGUUCAAGAUUUAGAAUGAAUAAAAGCAAAUCAAAACGAGAAAUACAUUGAAAUACAAUACACAUUGGAUAAAUUACACAACUCCAUUACUUGAUUCAAAAGUUAGUUCAUUUAAAUUUGUACUUGACUAAAAGUACUGGAGUAUUUCCUUUUAAAAUUGCAGUACUUAAGUAUUCAGCAGCCAGUGCAUUCAUGUCAAACCACUGAUGUGAAUCUGCUGCCUCUGUGCUGUUACUAAUAGUGCUGCAUUUACUUGAAAUAUAUUUAAACACAUAUUUCAUAUAUAUAUAUAUAUAUAUAUAUAUAUAUAUAUAUAUAUA